Messenger RNA from Notodromas monacha, 2923 nucleotides. The record is from the annotation of a GenBank genome assembly. Lineage: Eukaryota; Metazoa; Arthropoda; Ostracoda; Podocopida; Cyprididae.
AGGAGUGUGAAGAAUAUUUAUUUGUAUCCUCGUCGCGGGGAAGAAUCUCAGUGCUGAUCAUAAAGACUGACGGAACUUUUGUGUCGGUGUGUCGUUUGUGCUGUCGCGGAGUCGGUAGUUUUUCGCAGUGUUCGCACAGCCAUGUCGCUUCCAGGACUCAUGAAAAUGGUCUCCAACGCGAGCAUGUCCCGUUUGGGACCUGUUCCGAGCUUCACUCUGCCAGAGCAGGCCAUCAGCCAGGACGUAGUGACUGUUGCUUUGCAAAAUAGAUGCACGAAUGCUCCUGCGGCAAAAACUGAACCUGGUUUGACUGAUUUGCGUUCGCAGCUUCCGUCAGCGUCGCAGGCGGACAUGAUCAACAUGCCCCCGUUGCCGCAACAACUCCACGCUGCGAACGCGAAUUCGCUGGUCGAGUUCAAGUGUUGUCUGGAUAUCAACUCGGAGCCGCACGAGCGCCGUUUGUCGGGUGUGAUCUGCACGAUCGGACCCGCGUCUAGGGAAGUGGAUACGCUCGAGAAACUGAUCAAGGCUGGGAUGAAUGUUGCGAGGCUCAACUUCUCGCACGGAUCUCACGAGUACCACGCGGGUACCAUCAAGAACAUCCGAGCUGCCAACGUGAACCACAACAAGAUGCUUGGGCGUCCGUUUCCUAUUGCCAUUGCUUUGGAUACCAAGGGGCCCGAAAUUCGUACCGGAGUGUACACCGAGGGUGCCACGGCAGAAAAGAAGCUGGAGACUGGAGGCAAGUUGCGUCUGACAACUGACGAGAAGUACGAGAAUGCCUGCACUGGCGAGCUCAUUUAUCUGGACUACAAGAACAUCACGAAGGUGGUUCAGCCUGGCAGCCGCAUUUUCAUCGACGACGGCCUCAUCUCCGUCAAGGUCGCAUCUGUCGGACCCGACUACCUCGAUUGCGAAGUGGAAAACGGCGGCAUGCUCGGCACGAAGAAGGGAGUCAAUCUACCCGGUGCAGCUGUCGACCUGCCGGCAGUGUCUGAAAAGGACAAGCAGGACUUGGUCUUCGGUGUUCAACAAGGCGUGGACAUCGUGUUUGCGUCGUUCAUUCGAGAUGCGGAAGGCGUGAGGGCAAUCAAGAAGAUCCUGUCUACAGCCGGGAAAGAUGGGGAUAAGAUUAUGAUUGUGAGCAAAAUUGAGAACCAACAGGGUGUUGCCAACUUGGACGAGAUUUUGGAGGUGUCCGAUGGAAUCAUGGUUGCCCGUGGAGACUUGGGCAUUGAAAUUCCCCCGGAGAAGGUUUUCGUAGCUCAGAAGAUGAUGUUGGCCAAGUGCAAUGUCGUGGGGAAGCCGGUGAUUUGCGCCACCCAGAUGCUUGAGUCCAUGGUGAAGAAGCCGCGCCCGACUCGUGCCGAGGUGUCGGACGUGGCCAAUGCUAUUUUGGAUGGCGCCGAUUGUGUGAUGUUGAGCGGAGAGACGGCCAAGGGCGACUAUCCAGUCGCUUGCGUGCAGACCAUGGUGAAUAUCUGUCGGGAAGCCGAAGCGUCCGUGUUCCACAAGAGCGAAUUCUCCGAGAUGUCGCAAACCAUCCCGUACCCUCUGGACGCCACGCACUCUACGGCCAUCGCCGCUGUCAAAUCUGCUUUCAACACGCUAGCUACGGCUGUCAUCUGCAUCACUACUUCGGGUCGUUCGGCACAUUUGGUGAGCAAGUAUCGCCCGAGGUGUCCGAUUAUCGCCGUUACCCGACUGGAACAAACCGCUAGACAAUGUCAUUUGUGGCGUGGCGUGAUUCCAUGCUUCUACAAGGAAAACCGCAUGGACGACUGGCUGCGUGACGUGGACCGCCGGGUGCAGUACGGCAUCGACGUGGGCAGACAAGACGGCUUUAUCAAGGUCGGCGACCCGGUCGUCGUCAUCACCGGUUGGCGCAAGGGCUCUGGCUUCACCAAUACCAUGCGCAUCCUGUACGUAACUAAUGACUCGGAAGAAGGCUUCCCAGAAGCCAUGAACGAUCUUAAGAUAGAGUCCGAGUGAAGCGAGAGAGCACACACAGUUGUUUCACUUUGGUGCUUUGAUUGAUUGGUCGAUUCAUUAUGUGGUUGGUUGAUCUAUUAAUCUGGGCUUCGUACCGAGUGAGUUCACUAUAGUUGUUGGUCUGACUUACGCUGAGCAGAAAGAGGAGGAGGAGGAAUAAAAGAGGUGUGGUAAAAAUGAACGACGAACGAGUCCCAGUUAUAGAAAGCUUUCGUGGCUCACGUAUUAGCCGUUUAUAAUAAGCACAAUCUGUGUUAUUAAAAUUGCAGUAUUUAUUUAUCUCCUGCGAAGAGCGAAAGAGUCUUCUUGGCAUGUUGCUUUGAACCAUCUCAAGUUGAGGCUAGUGGUUAGGGCGGAACUUUUUUCGAGACCUCUCUGCAGACUCGCUGUACUUGACAAACAUUUUCUUUCAACGAAAAACUUCGUACAACGCUUCUCUGCUCCAAAGAUCUACUUUAUUUAUCUUGAGUGCAGCUCCUCUACGAUUAAAUUCUGCGUACAGUAAAACGCUUAAUUUUUUGGGAUCUUUGUUAAGAAAGGCUGCCUCUCAUUGUGCAAUGAUUUCGAAUAUUCAAUACCACGGCUUGUCUGAGCUUUAAUUUAUUUUAUGCGAUUGAACGUGAUUUCUACCCCAGAGGUGCGAGCAGUUAUUAAUUUCAGACGUGAACUCACUCAUAGCGUCUAUAUUAACCGCUUGGUUCCCGCGGAGGUUAAUUUUUUAGCUUUUUUUUUUUUUGCGUGUAUGGCUUUUUGGUUAUUUUGGCUUUGUUUUUGGAACAUCCCUGCGCAUUUUUAGUCGUCACUGUUAGCUUUUACGUGAAAACGAAUUGCAACGAACUGGGAAUGUGCAACCUUGAUGAGAAAGUGGCUGAAAGUGUAUCCUGGGGAGAAAUAUAUAAUUAUCGGCGUGUAUGCGCUUUAAAGAAAAAAA